Tyto alba (common barn owl) is the source of this 1956-nucleotide messenger RNA. RefSeq names its product ectonucleoside triphosphate diphosphohydrolase 6 (gene ENTPD6). NCBI's taxonomy places the organism in Eukaryota, Metazoa, Chordata, Aves, Strigiformes, Tytonidae. Gene Ontology annotation, biological process: nucleoside diphosphate catabolic process. The coding region runs from base 241 to 1569 and encodes 442 amino acids. Gene Ontology annotation, cellular component: Golgi apparatus; membrane. Gene Ontology annotation, molecular function: GDP phosphatase activity; UDP phosphatase activity. The transcript is spliced from 15 exons. The record is from RefSeq and is a predicted model, not a curated record.
GGGGGAUGUCGCCAUGGCGGGGAUGGCGGCGGCUCUUCUGGGACCUCCUUCACCAUCCAGAAACUGAUAAAGAGAAUUGCAACUGAUUGGGGUUGCCCAGAGGGGUUGUGGGAUCUCCAUCCCUGGAGGUUUUCAAGAUGCAGUUGGAUGAGCACCAUGGAGUGAUGUGAGAAGCACCUGUUCUGUGUGAAGGAAAAGAAAUAAACAUUUGAUAAAGGGAAGAAACAAAACAUCUGAUAAAUGGAAGCCAUGAAGAUAUCAAAGCGGUUCUUCACUUUUGGGAUUUUGGCAUGCAUAGCUGUUUAUGUUGCAUACGUAAAAUGGCACUUGGAUUCCAAACCAGUUGUGGGAGAAACAGAAGGAGUUACUGAAAGCAGAGGAGACAAACUGAACCAUCAAGCUCUGACCACAGAUCACGCAGUCUUUUAUGGAAUUAUGUUUGAUGCAGGAAGCACAGGGACUCGCAUCCAUAUUUUUAAAUUUACACAGCAGCCAAAAGAGACUCCCAAAUUAACCCAUGAGACGUUUAAAGCACUGAAGCCAGGUCUAUCCGCAUAUGCUGAUGAUGUCGAAAAGAGUGGCCAGGGAAUAAAAGAGCUCCUGGAGGUGGCGAAGAAGGAAGUUCCUAUGGAGCUGUGGAAGUUUACUCCUGUGGUCCUGAAAGCCACAGCUGGCCUACGGUUGCUGCCAGGAGAGAAAGCUCAGAAGUUGCUGGAUAAGGUGAAGGAGAUUUUUCAGGCCUCCCCCUUCUUCGUGAGGGAUAACUGUGUGUCGAUAAUGAACGGAACUGAUGAAGGUAUUUCAGCCUGGAUCACAAUAAAUUUUUUAACAGGUAGCCUAGAUGAUCCGCAGAAGAGAAGUGUAGGGAUGCUGGAUUUGGGUGGUGGAUCAACACAGAUCACCUUCCUUCCACGCACCGAGGCAACUCUGCAGACAUCACCAGCUGGCCAUACAACUUCGUUUCAGAUGUUUAACAACACCUACAAGUUGUAUUCGUACAGUUACCUGGGACUCGGGCUGAUGUCAGCAAGGCUUGCCAUUUUAGGAGGAGUUGAGGGAAAACCCUUAGGAGAAGGGGAGGAAUUGAUCAGCCCUUGUUUACCACCUGGCUUCAAAUCUGAAUGGCAACAUGCUGAGAUAGUGUACAAAAUUAAAGGACAGAAGGCAGGUGAGCCUCUCUAUGAGUCUUGUUCUAACAAAGUGGCAAAGAUGCUCUACAAAAAAGUGCAUAAAGCUGAGGAAGUGAAGGACCUGGAUUUUUACACUUUCUCCUACUACUAUGACCGUGCAGCAGAGAUUGGUCUCAUAGAUAAAGAAAAAGGAGGAAGCUUAACCGUCACUGACUUUGAAAUUGCAGCUAAAUAUGUAUGUAAGACCAUGGAAAUCAGGCCUGGAAGCAGCCCUUUUCUCUGCAUGGACCUCACGUACAUCACCUUCCUCCUGCAAGAACUGGGCUUCCUGAAGAGCCAAGUCUUUAAGCUUGCCCGGAAAAUUGACAAUGUUGAAACGAGCUGGGCGUUGGGAGCCACUUUUCAUUACAUCGACUCACUCAACAGACUGCAGUACUAAAGCUGCUUGAAGGUGACUUUUGGGAAUCUCAGUUUUAGGGAAGCCCAGUAUGGGAAAAUCUGUUGAAGGGCCUGCUUUUGGCUUCUGGAGUCCUUUGGGAAGUCAUCAUAAACUAGGCCUCUUUCCUCCUACCCCCUGCCAAGUCCCCUCCACCACUAGCUUUUUUACACUUCAGGGUGCAGUCUCUAAAGAAUAAGCCUUGACAGCAUCUGCAGUCAACUUGAUGUAAAACUUGGUCAUUGUUGAAGGAAACCCAGCACUCUGCAGGACAUCUGUGAUCUCUAUGAGAAAAACACACCUUUUUGGAAUAUGCCUGUACUAUGUGCUUGUACUGUGCUGAAGUUGUUGUAGGAAAUGGUCACUCCAGAAGGAACUCUGCUGUCCUGA